Messenger RNA from Frieseomelitta varia, 1373 nucleotides. It is a transcript of the gene Lrr47, whose product is annotated as leucine-rich repeat protein 1. The transcript has 5 exons. The record is from RefSeq and is a predicted model, not a curated record. Lineage: Eukaryota; Metazoa; Arthropoda; Insecta; Hymenoptera; Apidae. The coding region runs from base 151 to 1368 and encodes 405 amino acids. Gene Ontology annotation, molecular function: protein binding.
AAUUAAUUACAUAUAUAUACAUCUUAAUAAUAGUAUUUCCAUGUAUUUAAUUGUUUUUUGCUUUGCACGCGAAAAAAGCAAUUUGUUCAUGUUUUAUUGUCAUCAGUUAAAAAAUAUAUUUACAAAAAUGUAGUCAAGAUACCUGUUAAAAUGAAACUUCAUUGCAAUAUAGAAGUGAAUAACAGAUUAUCUGUAACAAAUGUGAUAAGGAGGAGAUCACAACGUUCUAUUUUAGUAAUUGGAAGACAAACAAUAAAAAGUACAGAGACAUAUAUUCUUUGGCAAACAUUACAAAAUAAACUGGGUACUAAAUAUAAGGUUAAUAAUAAUAUAGAUAAAGUAUAUACAACAUUUAUUGAUGAAGGAAAAGCUACAAUUCGCUUUAUACAACCACCUCAUGAUUUAAUUAUUCAAUCUGACAAAAUUCAACUUAAAAGUUUUAUUCAUAUCUUAAAACUCACAUUAACUAAAAACAUUAAUCCAUCAGUUCUUGCUGUUUCAAAUUUGAACCCAAAAUGUAUGAGUUCUUUACCAAAGAUUAAAGUAGUGGUUAAUAAAUCUUCUGAGUAUCCAACUUUAGAAGGUUUUCCAAGGACAACUGAAGAAUUAUAUUUAGUAGGAUUAAAUAGAAAGUCAUUUGACAGACAAAUUUUAAAACUUCAGAGCUUAAAAGUUUUGAAUUUAUCUAACAAUCAGAUUUCAUCUUUACCAAAGGAAUUAGGCACAUUACAGCAUCUACAAGAACUUAUUUUAUCACAAAAUCGACUUGAUAAAGCUUUAAAAUGGACAUGGUUAGAUCAAAUUGCUAUAAGAUCGAAUUUAAAAUUAUUGGACAUGAGUAAUAAUUUGUUACAAAGAUUACCAGAACAAAUUGGAAAGCUUGGCAGCCUUGUUAAUUUGAAAGUUAGUCAAAAUAUGUUAUCUUACUUACCGCAAAGUCUUGGAAAGUUAUAUAAUUUGAAAUAUUUAGAUUUAUCAAAAAAUAAUUUGCAUUGUUUACCUGGAAGUAUGAGGAAUUUACAUCUUAUUUCACUAGAUGUAUCAAAUAAUGACUUUCCUUUUGUAGAUUCAUAUUCUAUGUGUAAAAUAGAUGUUCCGAGUUUAACUGAAUGUGCAGCCAGGUCAUUUCUGAAAAUAAGGUGCUCAUAUGACGCAAGCAUAAUUCCAUUCACAUUAGUAAAAUAUUUAGAUGAAGCAAAAUAUUGUGUCUGUGGUAAUGCAUGUUUUCAUUGUUAUAUAAGAAAAUUUGUAAGAUUUAGUUUAAAUAUAAUAGCAAAUACUAUAAAGUCAACAGAAACUACUCUUAUACCAUUUGAUUGCUACUUCUGUUCAAUAAAAUGUGUAUCUUAUGCAAAGCUACAAUACUAAAAUAA